AACGGGGUUUGUAGGUGAGGGUGCGGCUCGCGCUUGGGAGUUUGACAACUUUUUUUUCAGCGCGGAAGGAAUUUUACUGCUGAGAAAGGUAGAAGGCAGCUACACCGCACGACGAGAGAAAGGAAUAAGUUGUCGUGAAGUUGAGGUUAUUAUACAUCAUGGCAAAAGGAAGUAAAGCCAAGAAGGCAACGACGGCAGGUGCUGCGUCGAAGCGGUUUGAAGCAGCGCUGCAGCAGGUCGAGAAGACUGCGAACGCGAGCGAUAGUGAUUCGGGCGAUAGCUUUCUCGAUGAUGAUGAGCCUGAAGAGGAGAUUAGUGAUGAUGAUGAGAGCGGGAGUGUUGAUGAGUUUGGAAUGCUGAAGUUUGGAGGGAAGGAGAAGGGAGAAGUGGAUGAUGAUGAAGCGGAUAGUGGCGAUGAGUUUGCUGGUUUUGACGACGACGGAAGCAGCCACGAGCAGACCAAAUCAGACGACUCAGCCUCAGACGAAGAAGAGGAAGAGGAAGAGGAAGGCCAGGCAGGCUACGACUCAGACUCCGACAACGAAAACGGCGAUCUCAUGAACCUCAAGCACGCGCUCACUCAUGCCGCCGAACGCGCUGCGGCAGAGAAAGCCGAACAAGAGCGCAAGAUCCGCAAACGCAAGCUAUACGGCGACUGGGCCGACAACGCGCCUCCACCGCUCAGCGACGACGAUGAGGACGAGGACGAGGACGGGAAGCCCCGCGAGAAGAAGAAGAAGAAGGUCACGCUGGAGGAUAUUCGCGCACACACCUCGUCAGCGUUCGGCACGCGCGCGAUCGCGCGGCUAGAUGAACUCGAGAAACGCGCAAAGGGCAAGUCGGAAGUCGUCAAGGCGCGGCUCGGCCGGCGGAUCGAGCAACGCGUUGACCGCGCGGCCGCGUACGAGAUUGCAAAGACUGAGAUCAGCAAGUGGGACGAGACCGUGCAACAGAACCGGCGCGCGGAGACGCUUGAGUUCCCGCUGCAGCAGAACCGGUCGGCUCCAGAUAAUGUCGCGCAGGGCAUGGAUGACGACGCGGAGUUUGCGGGGGAGACGCUCGUGCAUCAGUUGGAAGGGCGGCAGGUUAGUCUGGAAGAGGUGCGGGCGCGGCGGAACGAGCUGCGGAGGAUGCGCGAGAUGAUGUUUAGAGAGGAGAUGAAGGCGCGGCGGGUGAAGAAGAUCAAGAGUAAGACGUAUCGGAAAGUGCAUAAGCGCGAGCGCGAGCGCGAGGAGCAGGUCGCGGCGCAGCUUAAUGGGGAGGAUGAGGACGUUGACGACGACGAGGAGGGAUACGACAAGCUUGUUGCGCGCGCGCGCGAGCGGAUGCAGUUAAAGCACAAGAAUACGAGCAAGUGGGCGCGCGAUAUGAAGCGCAUGAGCUUGAACAAGGAUAAGAGCAACCGGGCCGAGCUCGAAGAGAUGCUGCGUCGGGGCGAGGAGUUGACGCAGAAGGUCGCCGGAUCUGAUGACGACAGCAGCGGCGACGAACUUCCGGAGGACAAUGACGAAGACGAAGGAGAGAGUGCGUCGGGGUCGAAGAAAGCAAAGGGGAUUAUGCAGAUGAAGUUUAUGAAAGACGCCGAAGACAGGAUAAGGAAAAGCAACCAGGAGGAAAUCGCUGCGAUCCGCCGGAUGCAGGACGACGACGAUGACGCGGAGGACCUCGAGGAUCAGGGCGACACCGCGCGCGAAGUCAUCAACGAAGGCCGUCGGCGCUACGGUCCCGGCGCUCUUGAAGCACAGGCGGAAGCACAGGCCGCGGUCGACAAGUCGAAUGAGAUGGAGGAAGACGAUAGACCUUCGUCGAUCAUCAAGAAGCGAGGUCGGAAUAUCGAGAUCCGCCAUGUGCAGGACGAUGACGAUGACGCGCCGCAGAAGAAGAAGGGCGGGAAGAAAGCGAGUGCGGAAGAUGCGGCGAACCCGUGGAUUCAGGACGUCGAUCCCGGAUCUGUUACAAAAGGCGGCUCGCUGCGUGCUGUCGACAAGGAUAGCUCGCGGAGCGAAAAGACAGAGGCCAAGCUGAAGCGCGCGCGGCAAAGAUCCGCCAAAGCAGCCGCUGCCGCGGCCGACCCCGCGGAAGGCGACGUGCAGAUCAACGUGAACGAGAUUCUGCAGGUGCGCGGCGUUCACGAUGAGGUCGAUGGCGACGACGGCGAAGUUCCUGAUGCGGCGGUGACGAUGGUGGCUAAGAAUGGCCGGACCGAGUUUCAGCAGAAGGAGCUUUUUGAGGAGGAGAAGAAGCAUGUUGUUGAGGACGAGGGGGAUAAGGAGAUUGAUGUUACGCUUCCUGGAUGGGGAUCGUGGACUGGUAUGGGAACCCGCAAGUCCAGCAAGCGGUUCAUCGAGAAGGUCGACGGAAUCAAGACCAAAGACCGAAAAGACCACAAACUCCAGAACGUGAUCAUCAACGAGAAAUCGAUAAAGAAGAGCGCAAAGUACAUGACCGAGAAAGUACCCUACCCGUACGAGACGCGGGCGCAGUACGAGCGCGCGAUGCGGAUGCCGAUUGGAAAGGAGUGGAGUACACAGUCUACGCUGCAGGAGGCGACGAAGCCGAGGGUUAUUGUUAAGCCUGGCGUGGUUAUUGAUCCUCUGACGGCGCCGUUUUCGUAGGGAGGGAGAGCAUGGACGAGGACGGAUAAGAGGGUUAUGGAUGUCCAGGGUUAAUACAACAGAAGUUCUCUAAAGCCCCCACGAUCAUGUAGA
Molecule: messenger RNA, 2708 nt
Organism: Myxozyma melibiosi
Lineage: Eukaryota; Fungi; Ascomycota; Lipomycetes; Lipomycetales; Lipomycetaceae
Product: small-subunit processome
Exons: 3
Coding region: 159-2615 (818 amino acids)
Biological process (GO): rRNA processing
Cellular component (GO): nucleolus; small-subunit processome
Source: RefSeq, a predicted model, not a curated record